GAGCACGGAGGAGCCAGCCAGCCACUCGCCAUUGUUGUUCCUCCUCCCAUCUGCCGCCUCCUCCGUCCACCCUGUCCACAGCUUAUCCAGGAAGGCACAGCCAAGAACCCCAGCGUCACUCACCAGCAACGCAAGCUUGCGAGGCGAUUAAAGGGGCAGACGACCUGCUCUUCCGAGAGACUGCUCUCGCUCACUCGCGCGGCAGCUCCUCCCAAGGCUCGCGCACAAUGUUUAGCGGUUGCGGUCUCUUUGGCCGCGCACGCCGGGGCCGCGGCGGCGACCUCCGGAAGCGCGGGGAGAUGGGUGGGGCGAGCUCGCGAGUGGCGCCGGCCGAGCCGGUGGGCGCGGAGGAGGCGGAGGAGCAGGGCGGCGGCGCGGCGCGGCAGCUGGCGUGGGCCGAGGUGGAGGCCGCCACGAGCGGGUUCUCGUCCCGGGUGGUCGGCCGCGGCGGGUUCAGCACGGUGUACCUCGCCUCGCUCCCGGCCUCGCGCCUCGGCGCCGUCAAGGUCCACUGCAGCAGCGAGCGCCUGCACCGCGCCUUCCGCCGGGAGCUCGGCGUGCUCCUCUCGCUCCGCCACCAGCACAUCGUCCGCCUCCUCGGGUACUGCGACGAGCGGGACGAGGGCGUGCUGGUGUUCGAGUACGCGCCCAACGGCGACCUCCACGAGAGGCUCCACGGCGGCGGGGCUCUGCCCUGGGCGCGCCGCGUCGCCGUCGCGUCGCAGGUGGCCGCGGCGCUGGAGUACCUCCACGAGGGCCGCGACCCAGCGGUCAUCCACGGGGACAUCAAGGCCUCCAACGUGCUCCUCGACGCCAACCUGGACGCCAAGCUCUGCGACUUCGGCUUCGCGCACGCCGGCGUCUCCGCCACGGCGGGCGGCGGCCGCCCCUCGGCGCGCACCGUCAUGGGCUCCCCGGGCUACCUCGACCCCCACCUCCUCCGCUCCGGCGUGGCCACCAAGAAGAGCGACGUGUACAGCUUCGGCGUGCUGCUCCUCGAGCUCCUGACGGGGAAGGAGGCCGUCUGCCGCGAGACCGGACACCGGCUCACCGCCGCGGUGGGCCCCAUGCUCAGAGACGGUGAAGUGUCGGACGUGCUGGACCAGAGGCUCGGGGCCGAGUACGACGCCGCGGAGGCCACCGCCGUGGCGGAGCUCGCCAUGCAGUGCGUGAGCGACGACCCGGCGCUCCGGCCGUCCAUGGCCGACGUGGUGCGCGUGCUCCAGGAGAAGACCUCUGCCGUUGGAUCGAAAUCGGACCGCAAGAUGAUGUCCUAAGUUGGAUUCAUGUCGUAGGAUGUAAAUACUCCUUGUGGGUGCUAGAAUUCUUCUUAGGAUAGUUAUUAGGAGAAGAAUUUGCCUAGUGAGGUGAGGUAGAAAAUUUUAAAAUUCAAGCUUGUAGAUCACUAGAUCUGAUAGAAAAUUUUGUCAUGCCAUGGCGUGUUUGUUGAACCGGCGACAUCGUGGUACUUGUUCAUUCAUCAAUUUGCCUUGUUGUCUUGUUGAUAUCCCGCAGUAGGUGGGUGCAAGCAAUAGGUAAUUUCUUAUUGUCCUCGAACCACUUUGAAUGAGUAGUUUUGUAGAUGACCUGAGACA
This is a messenger RNA of Panicum virgatum (switchgrass), 1595 nucleotides long. RefSeq names its product salt tolerance receptor-like cytoplasmic kinase 1. The transcript has a single exon. Gene Ontology annotation, biological process: protein phosphorylation. Gene Ontology annotation, cellular component: plasma membrane. NCBI's taxonomy places the organism in Eukaryota, Viridiplantae, Streptophyta, Magnoliopsida, Poales, Poaceae. The record is from RefSeq and is a predicted model, not a curated record. The coding region runs from base 228 to 1277 and encodes 349 amino acids. Gene Ontology annotation, molecular function: ATP binding; protein kinase activity.